Molecule: messenger RNA, 750 nt
Organism: Corapipo altera (White-ruffed manakin)
Lineage: Eukaryota; Metazoa; Chordata; Aves; Passeriformes; Pipridae
Product: interleukin enhancer-binding factor 3-like
Exons: 4
Cellular component (GO): precatalytic spliceosome
Molecular function (GO): double-stranded RNA binding; single-stranded RNA binding
Source: RefSeq, a predicted model, not a curated record
CUCCCAGGAUCCCUCUCCAGGUCCCUCUCCCAAGAUCCCUCUCCCAGGAUCCCUCUCCAGGUCCCUCUCCCAGGAUCCCUCUCCCAGGAUCCCUCCCCUGGAGUCCCUCCCCUGGAGUUCCUCUCCAGGAUCCCUCUCCCAGGAUCCCUCUCCAGGUCCCUCUCCCAGAACCCCUCCCCUGGAGUCCCUCUCCCAGGAUCCCUCUCCCAGGAUCCCUCUCCGGGUCCCUCUCCCGGGGGUCCCGGGCUCCCUGUGCCCUCCCUCACGCCCGUCCUUGCCUUGCAGCCGCUGGAGCUGCUGUGUGAGAAGUCCAUCGGGACGGCGAACCGGCCCAUGGGCGCGGGCGAGGCGCUGCGCCGGGUGCUGGAGUGCCUGGCCUCGGGCAUCGUCAUGCCAGAUGGUUCUGGUAUUUAUGACCCUUGUGAAAAAGAAGCCACUGAUGCUAUUGGGCAUCUAGACAGACAACAAAGGGAAGAUAUCACACAGAGUGCUCAGCACGCGCUGCGGCUCGCCGCCUUCGGCCAGCUCCACAAGGUCCUGGGCAUGGACCCCCUGCCCUCCAAAAUGCCCAAGAAGCCAAAGAACGAGAACCCGGUCGAUUAUACUGUCCAGAUCCCGCCCAGCACCACCUACGCCGUGACCCCCAUGAAGAGGCCGAUGGAGGAGGACGGGGAGGAGAAAUCCCCCAGCAAGAAGAAGAAGAAGAUUCAGAAAAAAGGUAUUGAGUUAACGAGAGGUAGGUACAGAGGG